AUGCAGGAAAGAUCAACUAUUGAGUCUCUUCUCGACAGGCACAUCGAAUGCUUGGGUCUGAACGAAACAGGCGAUGACGUUGAAGAAAGCCGCUUCGACGGGGCGGACGCUCUCGUGCAUUCGGACACCGCACCCAAGAGUAGCGGAGAGAGCACAAUCAAAGGAGGUACUGUUGUCCAGCAGGCUCUACCACGGUGGAGCUUCAGACCAACAACAUCAAGCUCCACGAUCCAGCAUUCCAGUCUAACAAGUUCUGAACGACGUCGCCUCAUCCCUCGACGGCUUUUCGCCAGUAUGGAUGCCAGGCUGCCACCGGGAGCGGUGCUCGCUGAUAUCCAGGACACUUCCAUGUCCAAUCCUGCGUCUACCAUUUCCGACCUUCAGCCGCGCCUCUCAGGCUGGCAGACGCUUCCCUCCACCAGUGGACUGGUGACCUCCGAUUCUGCAAGAUCUACUGCAAAAGCCUCAUUGGCUUCGGGUGACAUAGCGGACACUGAUUCGGAUCCUCCGAAUGCAAGAUUUAGGAUCCGAAGAGUGUCAGAACUCAGUCUGAGUCCCGAGACAUCAAGCAGUCCGCAGAACAGUCGGGCGUCACAACUUCACCGUCGUUCGAAGAGCGACAUGCUUGCCAGACAGACAUCACACCGGCGCCGGCGGGCCCGGAUACUGAUAAAGGCCAAAAGGAAGUCGCAAAGUCUGGGACAGCUUGCCAACCUUGCUCAGGACGGCCAGGCUGAUCGGAUGACCGAAUAUGUCGGGCACUCGGAAGACUGGGUAACUGAGGAUUCGCCUGAGGAAAACAGCCAGACUUCGCCCGUUGCUGGGUAUGCAGAGCUGAGCGCAGACUCUGUGGCGGUUCAGCCCCCAACCAUACUCUCCGCGGAAGCGAGCGCCCUUGUUCCAACCUCCGUGCCUCGGAGAUGGAUCAGUAUGGUUGCUGCAAUGCCCAAUCCUGUGAAGAAGAGCAUGGAGAUCGUGCGAAAGGCUUCUGUGCGGACUGUUCAAUCACAUCAAAGCAAUACCAGUGUGAUUGAGCCAGUCAACAGCACGCGAUACGAUUCCCAGGUCUCGCGUUUAGGCUCAGUUCCUCAACUCGCACCCCCAGAAUUUGGCCCUCCGCUCACAUCAUCGGACCUGAACCUUAGCCUCCGAUUUCCAGGUCAGCCACAAGUGUAUCGGCCACCCUUGCGUCAGGUGCAGAGUUUCUUUUCCGAUGACAGCUCGGCCGCGCUCGCUCACAAGCGACCAAGUACUCUCAAGAAACGGUUUGACCUUCCAAGCUUUCGUAGCGGUUUCAGCAAGUCAAGCGGGUUGAUCGGGACUCGCCAUAGCUCCACCCAAAGAGGAACGAAUACUCUCCAAACAAGUGCUUCGUACCGAUUGCGUCACCGAGAAUCAGUUGAGUACCGGCAUGAAGCAUUCGGCAAGACCGUGCCCAUGUCGGAUUUUGCAUACAAGAAGCGCAAAGUCCUUGGCAGGCUGAAGGAAUGGUGGAAACGGCAGUGCAUGCAAAAGACCUUGGACUUGGUCAGAAAGAAGAGCGGUCGGAACAUGCAGCACGCAGCUUGGGCAUAG
Cladophialophora yegresii CBS 114405 is the source of this 1575-nucleotide messenger RNA. RefSeq lists its product as uncharacterized. The coding region runs from base 1 to 1575 and encodes 524 amino acids. The transcript has a single exon. NCBI's taxonomy places the organism in Eukaryota, Fungi, Ascomycota, Eurotiomycetes, Chaetothyriales, Herpotrichiellaceae. The record is from RefSeq and is a predicted model, not a curated record.